Molecule: messenger RNA, 2993 nt
Organism: Sinocyclocheilus grahami
Lineage: Eukaryota; Metazoa; Chordata; Actinopteri; Cypriniformes; Cyprinidae
Product: periostin-like
Exons: 19
Coding region: 51-2585 (844 amino acids)
Biological process (GO): cell adhesion; extracellular matrix organization
Cellular component (GO): extracellular matrix
Molecular function (GO): cell adhesion molecule binding
Source: RefSeq, a predicted model, not a curated record
CCCUUUUGAAGUACCACCUCCUGAACUCAGUGCAGUGCUCUGAGGCCAUUAUGGCGGGCUCCAUCUAUGGGACUCUUGAGGGCAGUAAUAUUGAGAUCGGAUGUGAUGGCGAGAGCCUUACAGUCAAUGGUAUCAAGAUGGUGCUGAAGAAGGACAUUGUCACCAGCAAUGGGGUCAUUCAUCUGAUCGACCAGGUGCUCAUGCCUGACUCAGCCAAGCAGGUGAUGGAGCUUAUAGGAAAAUCUCAGAGCGUCUUCAGUGACAUGGUGUCUGAGCUCGGCCUGUCUGCCGCCAUGCAGCCUGAAACUGAGUAUACUAUUCUUGCACCACUGAAUGGAGCCUUCUCUGAUGAGGUAAUGUCCAUGGAUCAGCGUCUCCUGAAGAUUAUUCUAGAAAACCACAUUGUGAAACUCAAGGUCUCUCUGAGUGACCUCUACAGCGGCCAGCUUCUCGAAACCCUGGGAGGAAAACUCCUCCGAGUCUUCAUUUAUCGCACGGCUGUGUGUAUUGAGAACGCAUGUAUGGUCAGAGGCAGCAGAGAGGGCAGUAACGGAGUCCUUCAUCUCAUGCGAUCACUGAUCCAGCCAUCCGAGACAACCAUCUAUGAGCUGCUCUUGAAAGACGGACGCUUCAAAAUCUUCCUGUCUCUGAUGGAGAGUGCUGGACUGACAGAUCUACUGAAGCAGGAGGGAUCAUACACACUCUUUGCUCCUGUAGAUGCUGCCUUUGGCACCCUGACAGAGGAAGACAUCACUCUUCUGAAAAGCGACAUCAACGUCCUCAGGGUGAUCCUGCUCUACCACUUUAGCAAUGGCGUCUUUAUUAAUGGAGGCUUGGAGGGUGGAGUGACUAAUCUUCUCAAGACCAUUCAGGGCCACAACCUUCAAGUGCUGUCUGUUAACAACUCCAUCCAUGUAAAUUCAGUGGAGGUUCCAGAUUUUGAUCUUAUGGCAUCCAAUGGAGUGGUUCAUGUAGUGAAGACCAUAUUAUAUCCUCAAGAUCUGCCAGUUGGCCGUGAAGACAUAUUGAUUCUGCUGAGGAGACUCAUCAAAUACAUGCAGCUGAAGUUUGUAUCUGGAUACACCUAUCAUGAGAUUCCACUUACAUUUAUCAAGAGGACUAUAACAACACAUGUCAUUGAGAAAGGUCCCAAUGUCAAGGUGGUGAUCGGUGAACCAAGCAUCACCAAAGUUACACGUGUGAUCAAAGGAGAAUCAAUCGUCACCAAAGUUACACAAGUGAUUGAAGAAGAUCCGAACGUCACCAAAGUCAGACGAGUGAUUGGAGGAGAACCAAGCAUCACUGAAGUUACACAAGUGAUUGAAGAAGAUCCAAGUGUCACUAGAUUUACACGAGUGAUUGAAGAAGAUCCGAGCGUCACCAAAGUUAGACGAGUGAUUGAAGAAGAUCCGAGCGUCACCAAAGUCAGACGAGUGAUUGGAGGAGAACCAAGCAUCACUGAAGUUACACAAGUGAUUGAAGAAGAUCCAAGUGUCACUAGAUUUACACGAGUGAUUGAAGAAGAUCCGAGCGUCACCAAAGUUAGACGAGUGAUUGAAGAAGAUCCGAGCGUCACCAAAGUCAGACGAGUGAUUGGAGGAGAACCAAGCAUCACUGAAGUUACACAAGUGAUUGAAGAAGAUCCAAGUGUCACUAGAUUUACACGAGUGAUUGAAGAAGAUCCGAGCGUCACCAAAGUUAGACGAGUGAUUGAAGAAGAUCCGAGCGUGACCAAAGUUAGACGAGUGAUUGAAGAAGAUCUGAGCGUCACCAAAGUUAGACGAGUGAUUGAAGAUCCGAGAGUCACCAAAGUUAGACGAGUGAUUGAAGAAGAUCCGAGCGUCACCAAAGUUAGACGAGUGAUUGAAGAAGAUCCGAACGUCACCAAAGUUACACGAGUGGUUGAAGAAGAUCCAAGCGUCCAAAUUACACGAGUAACUAACGGAGAUCCAAGCAUCACCAUAAUUAAAGAAAUGGUUGGAGGAGAACCAGGCAUCACCAAAAUUAGACGAGUUGAUGAAGGAAAGCCGUCUGUUACAAAGGUCACAAGGCUCAUUGAAACUCACAGUGCCUCAUCUGAUGGUGAAAUUGACGCUGAGGGAGAAAUCAAGAGAAUCAUGGGCGAAGAUGAAACCAAGGUGCAGAGGUUUCAGCAUGGUGACGUAGACAUCCUCCAGGAUGAAGAUAUCAAACAAAUCACUGAUGCGAUCACUCAGGGAGGUGGACCAGGGAUCACCACCAUAACUAGAGUAAUCAAACCAGGGGUCCAGGUUGUUGAAACUGAACCAGGGCUCACCACAUUUACUAGAGUAAUUAAGAAAGACCCUCAGAUCAUUAAAGGUGCACCAGAUGGGGAAACCACUGUUACCAGAGUAGUUCGGCCAGAACUGCAGAUAAUUGAAGGACCAGAUUUUUCAAAGAUUGUAUCUUUCAAGGACACUCCAGACCUGCUUGAAACAGAAUCGGAGAGAAUCACCAGAAUCAUCAAGGAGGGCCGUUAUAAAAAACGAGCUGCCAUCAGACAACCACAAGGAUCAAGGCGGAGAGUGAGACUGGUCAGGCAUCACUCCAGACCCAGACAGUGAGAUGAAUGAGGCUCACUCUACCUGAAGAUCCAAAGUGAAAGACAGUGUUGUAAAACAGUGUGUUUGUCCUGCAAAUACACUGUUACUUCAAACCGCAUUGAAUGUUUACACAUUACAAACCAAUGCAGUAACAUCUUGGAUCUAUGUGGCACACACCCCACUUCAACUCAGAUAAGGGCUACUUGAAAUGAUGGUGGUUAUAAAGAGAGACAUUGGUCAUUUUUGUUUGUUUGUUUUUUAAGCUGUUUAUAUUGUUUCUUUGAAUAUAUAUAUACUGUAUGAGCCUGUCAUUGAGCUUGUCGUGCACAUGAUAUUUUGUGGUGCUUGCAUUCAGAGACAUGAAUGCGUUUUUAUCUGUAAGGAUCAGCAAAUCUUUGGCUGUUGAGUUUACUUUAAAUUAUGCGGCUU